Molecule: messenger RNA, 3695 nt
Organism: Hipposideros armiger (great roundleaf bat)
Lineage: Eukaryota; Metazoa; Chordata; Mammalia; Chiroptera; Hipposideridae
Gene: DDX21
Product: DExD-box helicase 21
Exons: 14
Coding region: 87-2480 (797 amino acids)
Cellular component (GO): cytosol
Molecular function (GO): ATP binding; RNA helicase activity; RNA binding
Source: RefSeq, a predicted model, not a curated record
GGCUGGGUGGGCCGGAGGCUUACUCCGGUCUCUUCUUCUCCACGCGGUGGACGAAAUCGGUCGGUCUACGCAGUCUGUGCUGAGUGAUGCCGGGUAAACUCCGUAGUGACGCGGAUUUGGAAUCUGAUACGGCCAUGGGAAAAAUGGAGAUACCUCGGAAGCAAAAUGAGAAGAAAGGUAGAAAAAAGAAGGCAAAAUCUGAAGAGGCAGCAGAAGAAAAAGAAGUUGUUUCCCCCAAAGCCAAAAAAGUUAAGAAUGCAGGGCCUUCUGAAGUUGACAUGAAUACUCCUAAAUCCAAAAAGGCAAAAAAGAAAGGGGAGCCACUUCAAGACGACAUUAUUUCUCCUGAAACCAAAAGUGUAAAAAAGCCAAAGGAGCCCACUGAAAAGAAAGGUGUUGCUUCUAAAACCAAAAAAGCAAAAAAAAAUGAGCCUUCUGAAGAAGAAAUAGGUGCGCCUAAACCCAAGAAGAUGAAGAAACAAAAGGAAGUGAAUGGAGAAAUUGGAGAGAAAAGCCCCAAACUGAAGAAAGAAAAGGAAAUGAAUGGAGAUAUGGGAGAGAAAAGCCCCAAACUGAAGAAUGGGAUCUUUCAUUCUGGACCUGACUCCAACUCCAAGGAAGCUGCCAGUGAAGAAAGUAACAGUGAGUUAGAGCAGGAAAUAACUGUGGAACAAAAAGAAGGAGCUUUCUCUAAUUUUCCCAUAUCUGAAGAAACUAUUAAACUUCUCAAAGCCCGUGGAGUGACCUUCCUGUUUCCUAUACAAGCAAAGACAUUUCACCAUGUCUAUAGUGGAAAGGAUUUAAUUGCGCAGGCGCGGACAGGAACUGGGAAGACAUUCUCCUUUGCCAUUCCUUUGAUUGAAAAACUUCUGGGAGAAAUGCAAGACCGGAAGAGAGGCCGUGCCCCUCAGGUACUGGUUCUUGCGCCCACAAGGGAGUUGGCAAAUCAAGUAAGCAGAGACUUCAGUGACAUCACAAAAAAGUUGGCAGUGGCUUGUUUUUAUGGUGGAACUCCCUAUGGAGGUCAAAUUGAACGCAUGCGGAAUGGGAUUGACAUCCUGGUUGGGACACCAGGUCGUAUCAAAGACCAUCUGCAGAAUGGCAAGCUAGAUCUCACCAAACUGAAGCAUGUGGUCCUGGAUGAAGUUGACCAGAUGUUGGAUAUGGGCUUUGCUGAUCAAGUGGAAGAGAUUUUAUGUGUGGCAUACAAGAAAGAUUCAGAAGAUAAUCCCCAAACGUUGCUUUUUUCUGCAACUUGCCCUCAUUGGGUUUUUAAUGUCGCUAAGAAAUACAUGAAAUCUACAUAUGAACAGGUGGACCUAAUUGGGAAAAAGACUCAGAAAACGGCAAUAACUGUGGAGCAUCUGGCUAUCAAGUGCCACUGGACUCAAAGAGCAGCAGUUAUUGGGGAUGUGAUCCGAGUGUACAGUGGUUUUCAAGGGCGCACUAUCAUCUUCUGUGAAACCAAGAAAGAAGCCCAGGAGCUGUCUCAGAAUGCGUCCAUGAAGCAGGAUGCCCAGUCUUUACAUGGCGACAUUCCACAGAAGCAAAGGGAAAUCACCCUGAAAGGCUUUAGAAACGGUGAUUUUGGAGUUUUGGUGGCAACCAAUGUUGCUGCACGUGGGUUAGACAUCCCUGAGGUUGACCUGGUUAUACAGAGUUCUCCUCCAAAGGAUGUGGAGUCCUACAUUCAUCGUUCAGGGCGAACGGGUAGAGCUGGAAGGACAGGGGUUUGCAUCUGUUUUUACCAGCACAAGGAAGAGUAUCAGUUAUCACAAGUGGAGCAAAGGGCGGGAAUUAAAUUUAAACGAAUAGGUGUUCCUUCUGCAACAGAGAUAAUAAAAGCUUCCAGCAAAGAUGCCAUCAGGCUUUUGGACUCUGUGCCUCCCACUGCCAUUAGUCACUUUAAGCAGACAGCUGAGAAACUGAUAGAGGAGAAGGGGGCCGUGGAAGCCCUGGCAGCAGCACUGGCACAUAUUUCAGGUGCCACAUCAGUAGACCAGCGCUCCUUGAUCAACUCAAGUGCGGGCUUUGUGACCAUAAUCUUGCAGUGUUCAAUUGAAAUGCCAAACAUUAGUUAUGCUUGGAAAGAACUUAAGGAGCAACUGGGUGAGGAUAUCGAUUCCAAAGUGAAGGGAAUGGUCUUUCUCAAAGGAAAGCAGGUAAGGAAGGCCGGGGCCUCUACUGUGACCUUCAUCUCUCAACAGGAAAAAUGGCAUGAUUCACGGCGCUGGCAGCUCUCUGUGGCCACGGAGCAACCAGAGCUGGAAGGACCACCGGAAGGAUACCGAAAUUUCAGAGGACAGCGGGAUGGCAAUCGAGGUUUUAGGGGACAACGGGGAGGAAACAGAAACUUCAGGGGACAGCGGGAAGGAAACAGAAACUUCAGGGGACAGCGAUCAGCGGGUGGCGACAGAAGUAACAACAGAUUCCAAAACAAAGGCCAGAAGCGGAGUUUUAAUAAAGCAUUUGGUCAGUAAUUUGAAGUAGAGGAUUUAUGUGGCAAAACAGAACUGUGUUGGGCAACAUGGAACUGAACAUUUUUUUCAUACAAAGUUAAAAGUACAUUGUGUUUCCUUCCUGACCAUUUGCCCAGGCCCUAUCUCUUCCAGAGAAACAAGCUACACCUAAAUUAUUUCAUCUGAUGAUUGUCAUUUAUAACUUGAUAGCUACUUCUAUGUCAGGUCUUCCUUUUAAAAAGGUGUAUGAAUUCAUUAUAUUUUAUUGUAAUGCAUUUGCUAUAGAUCAUAAGGAAAAUUCAAGCAUGUGUCUGUCUAUACUCUUUAAGUUGACCUGUCUUUAUAAUUAAAAGUGUCUUUUAAUAGUGUUCUUAAAUACCUGUGAGGAAUACAGCAGUUUCCGGAGAUGCACUUUGAGAAGUCAGGGGUGGUUCUGUAAUUGGCAUUUCUCAACCACCUGCCUGCCUAAUAAUUACUCCUGUGGUCCUAUUCUAUAACACGUUUUCUGAGGAUUAAUACUGAGUGAUGUUUUGAAGCAAGAUUUCAAACGUAGCUGGGAUGUAGUAAAGUUUAUGCCAGCAUAUAUUCUAGAUCUGGAGGGUGGUGGUACAUUUGAUAGGGGAUGUGUAGAUUAGCCAUCAUUAUGUGUGUUUUGAUACAUUUUUAGGCUCUCAGUUGAAGGUGAUGCAUGCUUCAGUGAAUUCACAGAUUUUAUGUAUCUAUGUAUGUAUAUAUAACAGUAUUUUAAUAGAAAGCAAGUAUUUUUAAGUAAUUAUAAAAUGUAUAAGAUGGCCCCAUAACUUUCUUCAUAAAGAAGGAGUCUGGAUAAAUGGGGCUUGAUGAUAAUGUACUCCACUUCCUAUUGGAAGAUUAACAUUAUUUACCAAGAAGGAAUUAAGGGAGGAAGUCAGGGGCAAAGAUUUUUUUUUUUUUAUUGCUGAGUUAAAAAAACUCAAAUGAAAAUAUUUUUUACAUGUGAGCAGGAAACAUUGAUGUCUGUUGAGAGCAAAGAGAACAAGUGAAGAUACAUAAUAAAGUUUUCUUUUAAUGGUGGAAACUUAAAUGAGUGUUUCUGGAGGUUAAUUUCUAAUGGGCAAACAGGGGUUUUUAGGUAGAAUGAUCCAAUUUAGUUACCCAAAGGCCUAGUUCCUAUAGCUACAAUAUAGUAAUCUGUUUUCAUUAGACUGCUACUCCAUUGAAAGGUUUUAGCUCCCUAGAGACUUUUUUUUUUUUUAA